Molecule: messenger RNA, 2243 nt
Organism: Triticum aestivum (bread wheat)
Lineage: Eukaryota; Viridiplantae; Streptophyta; Magnoliopsida; Poales; Poaceae
Product: BTB/POZ and MATH domain-containing protein 1-like
Exons: 1
Coding region: 12-2168 (718 amino acids)
Biological process (GO): protein ubiquitination
Molecular function (GO): protein binding
Source: RefSeq, a predicted model, not a curated record
AUCUGGCCGCCAUGGCUUCCACGCCGCAAAACACGGCGUCGACGCAUAAGUCGUCCAUUUUCAGAGCGACGCACCACUUCCACAUCGUGGGCUACAGAGUGCCGAGGAUCAACGGCCGUAUCAGGUCCGGCGACUUUCUUGCCGGCGGCCACACAUGGGCCCUCCUCUGCGACUUCGGUGAGAAAGGCGAUGAUCACCUCUCGUCAAUCACCCUCGAGCUCGUCGCCGCCGGCAACAGCAAGGGAGACGUCGUCGUCGCCAUGGCCAGCCUCCGCAUGGACGACCCGCGCGGCCGGUGGCCGGCUGCCGUGUGGCGGAGCGACGGCCACAACGUCUUCUCCAAAACCGGCAAGAGCUGGAAGCUAACGCUCCCAGAUUUGUUCCGUGGCCAUGAGGCGCGCUACGUGGAGGACGACUGCCUCACCAUUCUCUGCACCGUCGACGUGCUCGACGAGAAACCAGUUGCCAAAACGGAGAGCACGAAACGCUUCGUCGUCGCGGUGCCAUCAUCGCCGACCGUCUCCCAGGAUCUCGAAAAACUUAUGCUACCAGACGCGUCCAGCAGCGUACCACCGGACGUGACGUUCUUGGUGGAGCAGACCGAGAUCAAGGCGCACAAGCUCGUGCUCGCCAUGCGUUCGUCCGUCUUCGCCGCCGAGUUCAGGUGGCACGGUUCCGCUUCCACCGCGGGGGCGCGCGCCAUCAGGAUCGAUGACAUGAGCGCCUCCACAUUCAGGGCCAUGCUUCGCUUCAUCUACACCGACGAGAUGCCCAUCAAACCAAGCAAAAACGUGGCACGGCGCCCCUCGAAGGCAAGGCGCUGUGAAGCCAUGGCACGCGACCUGCUCGUGGCAGCCGACCGGUACGACCUGGAAAGGCUGAGGCUCAUGUGCGAGAAGAUCCUCUCUGAGAACCUCAACGCAUCGACCGUCAUGUCGACGCUGCUGCUGGUGCGUGGCCGGAAGAGCUGCCGGCAGCUCGAGCAAUCCUGCAUCGAGCACAUUGCAACCCACCCCGACGUGCUCGCGGCCGUGAUGGCGACGCAGGAGUACGAGGAGCUCAAGGAAACCUGCAGCCCUUUGAUACUCGAGAUCGUAGAGAGAGUUGCAAUGGCCAUGCAUGGCCUUGACCGCAACUCCUCCCUUCUGUCGGAGAAGAGCUCAUCGACGUUCAACGCGUCGGAGGAGGUGCACGGCUGGCACGACUUCAAGAUCCCCAACUUUAACGCCGUGCAGAGGAGUCAUGGCGUUGGCCAAAAGAUCCAUUCCAGCCCUUUUAAGGUCGGCGGCUAUGACUGGGUGCUAGACGUGUACCCAUCGGGGAGAUCCGACGACGCUGGGAAGUACAUCUCCGUUUUCCUCUCGCUUGUAUCUGAUCUUCCUAAAGGAUUCCCCGGCGUCAGGGCGUCCAGGUGCUUCAAGAUCCAAGACCCGAGCGGGACGUGGCCGCUCACCGUGAAGAGCAGCUCUGUCACUCUCUUUGGGGGGAACACCGCUAGAACAUGGGGUUAUCCCAAGUGUGUCGGCAUAGAAAAUGCGAAAUCAAAGUACAUGGCAAGUGAUGGCUCCUUGACCAUACGCUGCGAAGUCGACGUCACUAAAGAGCCCUACACUAGGGCUAGCACCAUUGGCGCCAGAUUCAUGGUCACCGUUCCUCCCUCCGAAAUCUCCACGCAACUCGAGCAGCUGCUGGCAAGCGAGAAUGGCUCGGACGUGGCCUUCCUAGUCGAGGAGAGCGAGAUCCGCGCGCACAAGCUCGUGAUCGCCGCGCGGGCACCAGCCUUACACGAAGCGGUGGUGGCCACCAACAACAACAACAGCAAGGAGGAUGACCACGCCGCCGCCAUGGUACGGGUCGACGACAUGAAGGCUGCGGUGUUCAAGGCCGUGCUCCAUUUUAUCUACACCGACGAGCUCCUUCCUGGAGAUGGCACUAGGUUGCUGACUGGGGACAUGCUCACGGCGGCGUGCCGCUUUGGGCUGACGAGAAUGAAGGCCAUGUGUGAGAACUUGUUGUGCGAGUCCUUGUCGAAAGACAACCUGUUGGCCACUGCGAAGCUCGCGCGCCGUCACCAUUGCAAGGAGCUUGAAGAUUACUGCAUCGAGUUCGUCUCCGCCCCAGACGUGGCCAAGGACCUGCUGAAAACAUUCAUCGGCUUGGAGGACUAGCUAUAGUCUCUACUCUCUAGUACCAGUUCAAAUCUUAUUUUGUUUUCUUGUCAAUUUUGGUCUGCUAAAGAUCAA